AUGGCGUACGGCCAGAUCUUAGAAUGGGCGUUCGGCAAGCGCAUCACUCCCGCAGAGCGACUGCGGAAGAACCAGCGCAUGCUCGAUAAGGCCAUCCGAGAGCUCGACCAAGUACGAGUCAAGCUGGAGAAGCAGGAGAAGACUCUGGUCGGACAGAUCAAGCAGAGUGCGCAGAAGGGUCAGAUUGGAGCAGCCAAGAUACAAGCAAAGGAUCUGGUGCGGACGAGAAGAUAUGUCGAGAAGUUCUACGGAAUGCGGAGUCAGCUGCAGAAGAUCUCCUUGCGCCUUCAGACCCAUCGAACAAACGAGCAGAUGAUGCAAGCCAUGAAGGGAGCCACGAUGGCCCUGGGCAGCAUGAAUCGAUCCAUGAACCUACCCGCCCUGCAGCGAAUCGCUAUGGAAUUCGAACGCGAGAACGAUGUAAUGGAACAGAGGCAAGAAAUGAUGGACGACGCCAUCGACGAUGCAAUGGAUACAGGCAUAGAGGAGGAGGGUGACGAGGUUGUGGAACAAGUUUUGGAGGAGAUCGGUGUGGACCUCAACCAAUCCUUCGGCGAGACACCGACUAGUCUACAGUCCGACAAGGUCGCUGAGAACAGGAUCGCCCAAGCAAUCGGCGGUCCCAGCGGCGGCGGAGGCGGUGACCCAGGCGAUGACGACCUUCAGGCUCGCCUUGAUAGUCUCAGAAAGUAG
Molecule: messenger RNA, 693 nt
Organism: Anthostomella pinea
Lineage: Eukaryota; Fungi; Ascomycota; Sordariomycetes; Xylariales; Xylariaceae
Source: the annotation of a GenBank genome assembly